Molecule: messenger RNA, 2460 nt
Organism: Pantherophis guttatus
Lineage: Eukaryota; Metazoa; Chordata; Lepidosauria; Squamata; Colubridae
Gene: TYW2
Product: tRNA wybutosine-synthesizing protein 2
Biological process (GO): wybutosine biosynthetic process; tRNA methylation
Cellular component (GO): cytoplasm
Molecular function (GO): tRNA methyltransferase activity
Source: RefSeq, a predicted model, not a curated record
ACGAUUGACCGAAGAUGGAAGCCGGAGCUUCGUCCUCUGGCGGCACCGCGGCUCUCGUUACCGAGGCUCAGUUUAUUCAGCUUUUCAGAAAACACUUGACAAGAGAAGGGAUUCUGAACUCCCUUUAUCGAGUGCAAAAACUUCCUGAUGGGACCACAGCGUUGCCUAUACUUGGCCAAAGCUUCACAGCGCAGCACCUUCAACAACUCAAGGAGAGCAUACCACAUGGAAAGGCCUGCGCUCUGACAUGGAUACAUAAUCCUAUUCCUUCGAAAGCAGUUAUGGUACGUUCACCCAUUCAGAAGCUGCACAGUGAGCUACAACACCUCAUGUCAAUCCAUGGUGCUGCGUGGUCAGAAGAGCUAGAGAAAGAUCUGCCACGGUCCUGGCAGAGGCAUGGGGACCUUGUUCUUCUAAGCGAGGAUUGCUUUAGGGCAAAGCAGUGGAGAGAAUUUGGCCAAGGACUUUGGCAGGUGGUUGCUGAUGCUUUGGGGGCCCGGCGUUUAGCCAAACGGGGCCGAGUGCAGCCAGAUUUGUUUCGCUCGCCUGCUGUGACCCUGUUGCUGGGUGAGGAUGGUUGGGUUGAACAAGUAGACAAUGGAAUCAGAUACACCUUCGAUGUGACCCAGUGCAUGCUGUCUCCAGGAAACAUAACUGAGAAGCUACGGAUAGCCUCCAUGUUAUGCACAGGAGAAGUAGUGGUGGAUCUUUAUGCUGGGAUUGGCUAUUUCACUCUGCCUUACUUAGUCCAUGCCGGUGCUGCCUUUGUCCACGCUUGUGAGUGGAACCCCCACGCUGUGGAAGCUCUACGGAGGAACCUGCGACUGAAUGCCGUUGAGGAUCGUUGCCACGUUCACCAGGGGGAUAAUAGGAAGGUGGAACUACGGGGUGUGGCUGACAGAGUAAACCUGGGAUUGAUCCCGAUGUCGGAGGAAGGGUGGCCAAUCGCUUGCCGGGUCUUGAGAAAGGAUGUCGGAGGCGUCCUUCACAUACACCAAAACGUUGAGGCUUUCUCAGGAAAGGCACUCGAAUUGUCCCAGCAACCGGAGCAGAAACAGUCACCCGAGCAGGGUCCCGCCCAAGCAAUAUCCAAUGGCCGAGACGAUCGAGUAACUCUGAAGGACCACAAUGUUCUCCAGAACGCUGGACAAUCAUUCACGGCUUCAGCCAAACAAGAAUGGAAGGGCUGGGCAGAAGUCACAGCGACACGGAUCCAGUAUUUGCUUCAGGAUCUGGAUAGGAAACCUUGGAAAACCCAAAUCUUGCAUCUUGAACAUGUGAAAUCGUACGCCCCUCAUGUAGACCAUCUAGUCUUGGAUCUAGAUUGCCGGCCGCUUGAGUAGCAUCUGGAGAAUGUCUUCUCUCCGACUCAGGGGAUCUUGGAAGAAGCAGGGUAUGGGUAUCGCAUUCUGGAUCUUCUUUGCGAGCUGCUUCCCCACUUUCUGAAUCCCGAAGUUAGUGGCUGGAAGUGUCACAUAAUUUUGGGGUUUUUUGUGAAUGCAGUCAGAACUUUAAUGAAUCCUUGAACCCUGGCAGGGUUCUGAACAUAAGAAGGUGAUAGAAGUGAUUUGGGCAGCUAGUUGAUGCCUGCUGGGUUCUACAAAGUAAAUAGCAAUAGCACCUAGACUUAUAUACCGCUUUACAGUGCUUUACAGCCUUAUCUAAGCGGUUUACAGAGUCAGCAUUUUGCCCCCAACAAUCUGGGUCCUCAUUUUAUUCACCUCGGAAGGAUGGAAGGCUGAGUCAACCUUGAGCCUGGUGAGAUUUGAACUGCCAAGUUGCAGGCAGCCGGCAGUCAGCAGAAGUAGCCUGCAGUACUGCCCUCCAACCACAGCGCCACCAUCAAUCCUUCCAGCCUUCUUCCCGAACUAUACUAUUUGCUGGAGAUUCUACAUCCUAUCGAAUAACUUUUGGCAACCAUAGAUUUAACAUGGUUCUUUCCUACAGUGUCUGCAAAAAAGAACGUAGGAAUCGUGGGAAAGAUUACAAACCACAUGAGCUAAAUCCAGCCAUUUGCACACAAAAACAUUUGUUAUUGCCAUUAUUGGUUGAAUAAUCCAAAAUAGUUGGGUUCAUGCAUUAAAUUAAGCCGCAAACCAUUGCAUUCGGCUCACAUGGUUAGAUUCGCACAACAGUUAGAUUAAAAACAAGUCCAUAAUCAUGGUUUAAUUGGCCUUGCACCACGAGAUGAGCGGCAUAUAAAUUUGAUAAAUAAACAAGAAGCCAGCCAAACGUGGUUUUCCAGUGAACAGAAGGAGGACUAGUUCAAGCAAUCAUUAAUAGUUUGAUUCUAAUUCCUUCUGUCAUUUUGUGAAUGAGGAAGAUAAUAGAGUAGAAUGGAAUGGAAUGGAAUAGAAUGAAAUAGACUAUUAGGAGUAGAAUGGAAUGGAAUGGAAUGGAAUGGAAUGAAAUUAGAAUAGAAUAGAAUAGAAUAGAAUAGAAUAGAAUAGAAUAGAAUAG